AUGUUUAUCCGAUUUGACAUUCAACGAAUGACAAAUCUGAUAGACAUUCAAUGAAUGACAAAUCGGAUAAACAUUCAACGAAUGACAAAUCUGAUAAACAUUCAAUGAAUGACAAAUCGGAUAAACAUUCAACGAAUGACAAAUCUGAUAAACAUUCUAGAAAAGAUGAGGAAUCAAACAAACAUUCAAAAAAUGAUAAAUCCAGCAAAGAUGAAAAGACUCACAGACACACGAAGAAAGAUGAUUCUCAAGUUUUGUGGAAAAAAUCUGAUAAGGUAGAAUCUAGCAAAGAAAGCAAUUCUGAAAAACGUCCUCGAAGUGAUUCAAAGGAUGAACCACAUAAGAAACAUGGAAAACAUUCGCACAAUGAUAAGAUAAGUGAGUCCAGCAGAAAGCACAGUAGAAAAAGUGAAAACCAUAAGUGCAUUAAUAACAAUAACAACGAUGAAAAAGGUGUUGAAAAUCAAGAAGCAAGUAUUAAAAGAAAAAGACGUUCAUCCGACGGACAUCAUUCGUCUAGUCACCACAAAAAGUCCAAACGUGAUGUACAUGAAUCAAAAUCUCGAAUUUCACAAGACAGCCACAUGGAUUCUGACCACAGCUCUGACAUCGAAGAAGUUAUCGUACCGGUUGAGACAAUAUCACUAGACUCCUCCAGUGAAUCCGAUCUUGACAUGGAUUCAGGACAGGAACCUGAAAUUCCAACAGUCAAAACUAAAGUGCGAACCGCACACUCCUCUGGUACUGCUAAUGGUGCAACAUAUGCAUCAGUGCGUUCAGGUGCAGUCAGUCGCUUGCGUCAUCCUAAGCCACCAACGCCAUUGCUGGACCGCUUUCAUAAAACUUCCAUUUCAUCAGGACCAGCCCCGGUGCCUUUAUCUGAACAAGCAGCUGGACCAAAAUUUGGUUACUUCAGUAGAUACUGCGUUCUUGCUUAUGAGGGCAGCGCACCUCUGUUGACGCUCAGCUCCACUUCUAUGACCGCACUGCAGUUCAUGUCUACUCGCAUUCCACAACUUGUGCUGUGCCGCCCCGCUUGUCUUCACGUCACGCUCCCGUGUUCACACCACAUUGUUCUGGACUUCUCCGCUCACUGUAUUCAAGACCGCAGACCCAUCACCAUCUAG
Nilaparvata lugens (brown planthopper) is the source of this 1127-nucleotide messenger RNA. Its product is annotated as suppressor protein SRP40-like. The record is from RefSeq and is a predicted model, not a curated record. The transcript is spliced from 3 exons. NCBI's taxonomy places the organism in Eukaryota, Metazoa, Arthropoda, Insecta, Hemiptera, Delphacidae. Bases 51 to 1127 code for a protein of 358 amino acids.